Molecule: messenger RNA, 5398 nt
Organism: Rhopalosiphum padi (bird cherry-oat aphid)
Lineage: Eukaryota; Metazoa; Arthropoda; Insecta; Hemiptera; Aphididae
Product: alpha-(1,6)-fucosyltransferase-like
Exons: 9
Coding region: 281-1984 (567 amino acids)
Biological process (GO): protein N-linked glycosylation
Cellular component (GO): Golgi cisterna membrane
Molecular function (GO): glycoprotein 6-alpha-L-fucosyltransferase activity; protein binding
Source: RefSeq, a predicted model, not a curated record
CAUAAUGAAAAAAAUAGUCGCUACUGGCUAGUUGGAACUGCAGUGACCUGAACGCCGGCCGUACGAUCGUCGUCCGCUGGCGAAAAACGAUUUAUAAUUUAAGUAUAAGUGUAUCGUCGAGACUGUUGAGGAUCCUGUCCGAUCCUAGUCUCUGUUUUCUCGGAUUUUUCGCUCGAGUCUUCCGAUGAAGACUUGUCAACAGUUCCGCGGACGACGGUCGCGUGACAUCUCCCGUUUGUCUACAUGGUGAUGAUCGUCCAGAAUCAGUAAUCAUUAAAACAUGAGACAGCAGGGAUGGCUGCGCAUUUUGGCGUUUUUAGCAUUUUCAUGGGUAGCGUUUCUUUUGGUGACUGUUAAGCUUGUUAGGCAACAAGAUACAAACGAUUCAGAUUCAUCUCAAAGACUGGCCAGAGCUCUUCGAGAACUUGAUAAAUUACAUAAAAGCAACGCUGAGCUCAAUGCUUUAGUAUUGGAUUUAAAUUACAAUCCAAGAAUAGAUAAUAAGAAAAUUCUUUUGUCUUAUUUCCAAAAUUCUAAAGGAGGUGGACUAAAUGGUCCAUCUGAAGAAUAUGAACUUUCACGUCGCCGUAUAUUUUCUAAUACUAAAGAACUUUGGUACUAUGUUAACUCUGAAUUACAAUCAUUAGUCAAAGAAGGUGAUGGUGUCAAAGUAGAACACAUUUCAAAAAUAAAAGAUAUCAUUAGUGAACACUACAGAUCUUUAUUAAAAGAUGUAACAAGUUUAGCUGAUGUUGAUGGUCAUGCCGUAUGGAGACAACAGGAAUCUGAAAAUUUAAGUAAUUUAGUUCAAAAAAGAUUAAAACAUCUACAAAACCCCUCAGAUUGUGCCAAAGCAAGAAAACUAGUUUGUGAUUUAAAUAAGGGCUGUGGAUAUGGUUGUCAACUGCAUCAUGUCGUUUAUUGUUUUAUUGUUGCAUAUGCGACAGAAAGAACAUUAAUUUUGAGAUCUAAAGGUUGGAGGUAUUCCAAAGGAGGAUGGCAAGAUGUAUUCUUACCAUUGAGUGAUACGUGUCUUUUACCAAAUGGAGAAACAACUAAUCGGUGGCCAGGUCAUCGAAAUACUCAAGUUAUUACUCUACCUAUAAUUGAUUCAAUCAACCCAAGACCUCCUUUCCUUCCUCUUGCAUUACCUGAAGACUUAGCCCCAAGAUUGAAUGUAUUACAUGGAGAUCCUGUAGUUUGGUGGAUAGGCCAAUUUCUUAAGUAUAUGCUCCGACCACAACCAGCCACUAGUAAUAAACUAGAUGAAUAUGCCAAAAAAGUUAAAUUCCAAAAACCAAUUGUUGGAGUACACAUUAGAAGAACUGACAAAGUUGGUACUGAAGCUGCAUUCCAUAAACUAGAUGAAUAUAUGGUCCAUGUUGAACAGUAUUACAAAUAUAAAGAACUAACUGAUAAAGUUGAUAAAAAAAGAGUUUAUUUAGCUACAGAUGAACCAAAGUUAUUUUCUGAAGCUAAACGCAAGUAUCCCGAGUAUGAAAUAGUUGGUGAUGAAGACAUUUCUAAAACUGCAUCAAUCAGCAAACGCUAUUCUGAUCAAUCGCUAAGUGGUAUCAUAACUGACAUACAUUUUUUGUCUCUUAGUGACUACUUAGUAUGUACUUUUUCAUCACAGGUAUGUCGAGUAGCCUAUGAAAUAAUGAACAGUCUCCAUCCUGAUGCAUCAACUCUGUAUACAUCUUUGGACGACAUAUAUUAUUACGGUGGUCAAAAACGCAGGCUUCAUGUAGCCGUAUUACCUCAUAAGGCAAAUGGACCACAUGAAAUGAAUUUGCUAGUUGGCGAUGAGAUUGCUGUUGCCGGUAAUCAUUGGGAUGGUUAUUCAAAAGGAACAAAUUUAAGAACAAAAGAAAGUGGCUUAUAUCCUACAUUUAAGGUGUCCCCAAAAAUUGAAACCGCGCCUUUCGCCAGUUAUCCAGAUGUAACAUUAAGUACUAACGAAUUACAAGAACAAAAAAGGUAACUACAAUACUGAUAAUAUAUAGACUUAUAAAAAUAGGUAACAGUUAUGUGCUCAUAUAGCCUAAAGCUUGGACAAUUAUAUUCUACCAGAUAAAUAACUAUAAAAUAUACAUAUUAUAGAAUAAUUUUAAAAUGUUAAAACAUUUUUAAUUAUUAAAUUAGGUACAAAUAUUUUUAAUGCAAUUAAGUUAAACUAAAUGUUAUAUAACUGUAUUACAGUUAAAUUAAUUUCAAUUUUUCUGUGAUCACUUCUUAAUUUAAUAGGUAUUAAAUAUUAAUUAUUUUUUACUCUCUACUGUAUCAACUAGUCCUUAUAUGCUACUUAAAAUGGCACUUGUAUUGUUAUGCUAUCUACCAACAAAUUAUUAUGGUCAUAUGCUAUUUUUCCCCUGACAAACUGUUAGAAAAAUAGUUCAUGACAUAUUUAAUAUUUAUUUCAUAAAUUACCACAAAUUUUUGGAAUUCAUAUAAAAAUAAAUGUUAAUUUAUUUUAGUAGUCUAUAUCUAAGGUAACCAAUCACAAAACUAUUAAACACAUUUUUUUUUGUAAUCACUUAUCUUAUAGCCAUAGAAGAUAUUCAACUCCAUUUGUUAUAAUCCAAUAUUUGACUAACCUAUUUUUCUAUAGAUACUGAUCUCAUUUGUUUUGAGUUCCGUUAUUUAUUAUUAUUAAAAUAUUUUAGAAUUCAGUGUAACAAUUCAAUAUUUAGAGUUAGUUAAAGAAAUGUCUUAAUAGAUAAAAUUGAGCAAAAAUUAGUUCUUAGACUUACAGAUUGCAAUAUUGCAAUAGUACAAUUGUAGUAAAGAACAAAAGUGCUUAAUAGUUUACUAUAAUAUCUGGAUGGUUACCAAUCUAUUAAAACUAUUUUGACAAAAUUUAUCAUUGUUAGUGACUCAUUAACCCUUAUAAAUAACAUAUCACCCUAAAUUGAUGGUAGAGUAGCAUACACUGAAGUGCCUACACAAUUUACCAUGACCAAUAUGUUGAGACAACUUAAUAUAGUUUUUCUUUUCUUUUGUUGUUGAUUUGUUUAUUUUAUUUUACGUAUGUUAUAUUUUUUUGAAGCAAAAUUUAUUGGUACUCAAGUUUCAAAUUAAAAUAUAUUAGCAGCUUGUUUGUCUUAUUUUUAAUCUUAAGUAUCUUAUCCAAGUAUUAUUUUAGAAAAACUACUGAUUUCUACAUUAUUUUGUAUUUGUAUAUAGUUUAUUAUACAAUUUUUUAUGAAAUAAUAUGUUUAAAUUAUAAAAACAAUAUUUGCCAAAUGUCAAUGUUUUUAAACAGAGUUUGUAUGUUGGUGCAAGUACAAUAAAAGUACAUAAAUUAAUGUUACCAAAUGGUUUUAUUAAAUGUCGAUUAAUAUUUUUUAUUUAUUAUGCUAUAAUAUUAUUAAUUAUUGACAAAGUAUUUUAAUAAUUUAAUUAAACUAUUAAACAAUUGUUGAAUCAUUUCUGAUUUGUUUAUGAGUACCUGAUUAUAUUUUUAGUUCAUGAGUACUCGUGUUGUUUUUGAAAAAUGUGAACAGGUAGAAUACAAUUUAUAUACUUUAUUUUAUUAUCUACGAUAUAUAAGAUAUGGUGUUAUCAAAACUGAUCACUAUCUAAUGAGAAAGUUAAGUUAAGUUGAAAAUUAUUUUGAAAGUAACUAUCUGACUUAACUAGUUGGUUUUAAUUCAUAAUAACUUUCUAACUUAACGAGUUGAAUUAAAUACUUAAAGUAAUAUAAUCUAACGCAUUAAAAACAAAAAAUAACUAAUUAUUUUUGUAGUUAUUUUGCUAUAAUAAAAAUCCUAAUGUUGGUAAAAUAUAAAACUGCCAAGUGCCAACUGAAUAAUAAUUAAUAUCUAGUAUUUUGUUAAAAUAUAUAUAUUUCUUAUCAAUCUUAAUAUAUCUUGUAAGAUUAAGAUCUAGUUUUAAACUACAGCUAUUGCUAUAAAUAAAUAAUACCUAAUUAUUAAUUAAAAAUAAUACUUUACAUUUUAAGAAACAAAUAUUUAAAUUAUAAAAAAAAAAGUAACUUCUAACUAAAAUUAUUAAUUUCCUCUAACUUCUAACUAAGAAAUUUUAAAAAUUCCAUAAUCUAAUAUUUUUUCUUAGUUGAUUGGUUUUUAUGUUAAAGUUAGUUAUUUUUAACGGGUUCAUAAAAAUUACUUAAAUAUACAGCUUUAGAUAUUAUUUUUCAAUCAAUUACUACUUGUGGGUUGUCCAUUUUGUGGUAAAUAAUGUCUGUUACAUAAGUAUGAUUCAACCUGUGGUCCCCAAACACUUUUCGUCCUUAAUAUAAGAAACUGUAUUUCAUAAUUUAAAAAUUAUUAUAAGAAACAGACAUCUGUAAUGAAAAUUCAAUAAAAUACACUAUAUUGUAGAUUAUGUAAUCUUGUACUAAUAAGAAAAAUAUUAAUCUGAGGCAAGGAAUGUUCUUAAAUUAUUGCAAUUUUAUUAUUUUGUGCAUUUAAUUUGUAUAAUUUUCCCGUAAACUAAAAAAAGGUAAAAUAAAAAUUAGAUUACUCUAUUGUAUUAUUGCUUAAAUAAUUAUUGUAAUAACAACUUUUAGACAACACAGUUUUUUAGUAUAUUUCAUAAUAUUUUAAAUACAAACAUACAAGCUCUGAUUUUUGAACAUGUCAUGUAUAUUUUUUUUUUUUUGAGAUCGUACUGUUAUUUUUAUAUUAUAUUAGCCGAAGUUCAUUAUUUUUAGUUUACUAUAUUUAUUUGUUUUGAAAAAUUCAAUCUGACUUAGGAAACUGAGAAAAUAUGAACUUUGGUAAAGAUAUUCAUUUAUAACACAGUUUUUUUAGGAAAUUGUGUUUAAAUUAAAAAAAAGCUUAUUAUUGAUAUUAUUGACUGUAUGAUCAUAUGUUUCAUGUUCAAAUGUUCAAUAAUAAUUUAUCUUUAUACUCCUAGUAUAUUCUAAAAAUUAAUUGAUAUAGAUGUUUUUUAUUUAUAUAAUUUAUGUGUUUUUAUUUGUAACUAAAAUGGGUGGUUGAUAAUUCUUUGCUUAAAAUAUUACAAUAAUUUUUUAUAAAUAUGUCUUUAUUUUCUUUAAGUUAUCUUCUACCCAUUUAAUAAUUAAAAUAUCAGUAUAUGAACAUACAUCGCAUUAUGUGAUAAAUUUAUUUAAAAUUGUAUUUUCUGAUCUUACUGAAACUGUAGUAUUUGUAAUAUUAAUGAAUAUUUAAAUUUGUAUACAUCUGAUCUCUUAAUUUUAUCAUUCUCGAACAAAUUAUUUCUCUUAUACUAUUAUUUAUACUAUAAUAUUUUGUGUCAAAAAAGAAUUGAUUAUGAUAUAAUUGAUUUUACUUUCUAUUAUUUUUGUGAUUGUAUAAACAUUUACUGAUCAAUACUACUUUUUUAAACUAUAACAGUAUUUUAUGUAUUAUUAUAAAGAAAUUGUUUAUAUUACAUGUAUGACAUCGUA